AUGGACCCCGGCCACUUCCAGAUGAAGGGACUACCACAGAUCACGAGAUCACCGGAAGGGGGCGGCGACCCCGUCGUAGUAGACAAGGACGAAGCCGUCGUCACGGCGAAUGGAAACUUGCCGGUUGCUGCUAACGGGACACGAGCGAGGUCGCCGAGUCAGGGGAUGGCCAGAUGGUGGACUUGGACUUGCGCGAGGACGAAAACCGCGAGAGGGAGAACAGUUCAUUAUGAACAUAGACAUGGCGACGAGGCUACGAUUGUCCUGGUUGACAGCAAAGAGGAAAGCAAUGUACAAAAGCGGGCCACGAGACUCACGGAGCUCGGAGAGGCCGCGCAGAGGUAUGACAAGAAUAUUAUCAUCAUAUCCACAUAUAAUCUGAUGUCCAAGGGAUGGGACGGAUUACAGCUGUGGUGCACAUAUACGGUGUAUAUGGGAGAGGCGUACACCCGCGCGCCGCCCUGUGUGCUGUCGGGCAAGCCCGAGGGCAGGGAGGGUAUCGUGGCCGUAGUCGGCGGCGAUCAUGCGGAAGAGGACUAUCUCAGGAUUGGAAAGGGGCGUUGA
This is a messenger RNA of Clonostachys rhizophaga, 564 nucleotides long. Lineage: Eukaryota; Fungi; Ascomycota; Sordariomycetes; Hypocreales; Bionectriaceae. The record is from the annotation of a GenBank genome assembly.